AUGAAUGUCGCAAAACUAUUCUCUCGAAAAGUAAGGGCUCCUAGUAAAACGCAGCCUCCGAUCCUCCGAGACGGCCUUGGAAAUCCUGUAUCAGACGCCAAGUUGACCGCCCACAAUUUCAUCUCACUCUUUUACGAAGCGUUUAUUAAAAAUUCGACCGUUCCGCUUCCCACCAUCCAGGCUUGGACUGACGCCGUUCUCGAAACCGUAAGUUUCAAUCUGUGAGACGUUACUAUAACGAUUCGGUGUUUUCAUUAAUCUCAUAGCCCUGGACCUGAUGAUGUCACAGUUAGCAUUUUGAAAACGGACGCAAACAAGGUUUUUUCGUCCCGCCUGUACGAAGUACCUAAUCUCGCUCGCUAAAAUGAAGCCUACCCCAUCCUGCGGAAGGACACGCACAUUUUGCCUAUCCCCAAAAACGGCUAGAAUACGACAUUUAAUGAUUUUCGGCCAAUAAACACCAUCUAAGCUGUUUCGAAAAUCGUAGAGACAUUGAUAAAAGAAAAGGAGAUGUGACGUUUACCAGAGAAUAACCCACUGAGAGCUGCUCAGUACCGAUUCUUCAAAUGUCGGUCUUGUGAAGACUGUCAACUGUCUAUAUCGUGUUCCUAGUCUUUUAUCUUUUCACCUUAGAAUCACGAAGCUGUUUAAAAUAGCCUCAAGGAUGCGCCAAGAGCACGCUAAGCAGAGAGAAUCACUCGCUCUCAGUGACCCGAACCCUGCCAAAUCCGUCGCUAAAAUCUUCCGUCAUCGGUCCUCCUCUAAGCCUGGUCACGAAAUCCCAUCCAUUGCUAAACGAUAACGAUGACAUUGACAAGGCCGAACUGUCUAGUGCUUUCUUUGCAAAAAAUCUUACUGCUCGGUCCAAACCAGUCCCUUUCUUUUGUUCUCUUUCAGAUAGGACACUGAGUAAAAUCAACGCCUCCUCAGAUAUCAUUAAGAAACAUAUAAGUUGUUUGAAAAAAUCACACUGCUCGAGAACAGACGGGAUUACACAUUCGAUUAUUAAACAGGCAUCCGACCUUCCCAUAUUGCUUAGUCAUUUAUUUUCUGUUUAAAUUUCAAAAGGGUUUUUUCCUGAAACAUGGAAGACGUCAAUUAUCAUUCCUGUCUUCAAGUCUGGAUUUCGGUCCGAUGUUAAUAAAUAUCGGACGUCACAAAACACUGUCUCUAGCAAAGAAUCUUGAAAGGAUAAUUUUCAAUGAAAUUCUUCACUUCUGUCUAGCUAAUCGGCUUCUGAGCCCUAAUCAGCAUGGACUUUUACCCGAACGUUCCUGCGAAACUUGCCACUUGGCAUUUCUUAAUCUAAUCACUUGUCUUCGUAAUGAGCAGCAGCCAGUGGUAGUUAUCUUCUUUGAUCUUAACAAAGCCUUCGACAAGGUGUCUCAUAGACGUCUUUUGGUAAAAUUGGAAGCUCUCGGCACCCGGCCGCCCCUACUCGACUUCAUUAGGUCAUAUCUGUUCAACGGAUAUCAGAAAGUCAUGGUCGGUAAUAGCUACUCGACACCUCACUCGAUCACGAGCGGGGUGAUUCUAGGCACGGUUCUGCGUCCGCUAAUCGUCCUUCUUUACAUCAAUGAUAUUUCGACUGAACUCGGAAAUUCGCAAAAUUUUGUUAAUGUCGAUGACCUCAAGUGUGUUUGCUCAUAUUUUAAGGGCACCGAAAAUGUUUGUGUUGAAAAAAUUAGUGUAGAUUUACUACAAAUAAGGGGAUGAAGUCCAACGUGGCAGAGGGAGUUUUCAUCGUCUAGGCGUAGUUACAUGUAUUUUGGUCCUACCAAAACUCCGGGUCCCAAAAUUUUUCAGAAUAACCCACUCUCAGAAUGCUUCAACAUAAAGGACCUAGGUCUAAGUUAUACAAAUGAACUUGCUUUAUCAUCUCAUUCAGAUAUAAGCUCUGCCAAAACCGCACAGAUAUGUGGGUUCAUAUCGCAUAAUUUUUUCCUCCCGGAAAUGAAGCAAAGACUGUAUCACAUGUUUGUUCUUCCUGCCUUCGAAUACUGCUGCCCAUCCUUUGGUUUAAUGAACGCCUGUGACCCUUAUAAGAUGGAAAAUAUUCAGAGGGGUUUCACUCGGAAACUCUUCUCUCAAGUCGCAGCAGGUACUUCUUAUAAUAAAAAAUGUCAAGUGAAGAACAUUAAGCUUUUAUGGGUAAGAGCACACGAAGUUGCCCUUUGCUUCCUUUUUCCCAAUAAAUUUAGCCCUCAACUCUCACUUUGAGAGAUCGGUCGAAUGUUUGUACUUCCCAUUCUCGAGUAUUGUUACCCAUUCUUUGGUUUGAUGAAUGAGGCUAGUCGUUCAAAUGGAAAAUAUCCAAAGACGUUUUGCCAGAAUACUUUUAGGCAGGGAACAUCGAAAUAUCUCCUACUGAGAUAGAUACCAGCUAAUUAACCUUCUAUUUUUUGGGUUCGAAGACUAGAUUCAGGCUUCUGUCUCCUCUUUCGCAUUAGUAACACUUCAAAUCUUCCUCGGAUUUCUGCACUUACCCCUAGUGGUCGCCCAUACGAUCUUCUCAAUUCUUACUUGACUAUACCUCCUCCCGCUUCCUCCACCUCUAAGCGCUCUCCUUUUUCGCUUCCAGGAAUACUUUCCUCUGGAUUAACUUUCCAAUAAAUAUAAAAUCUUCAGGUAAUCUACGCACUUUUAGGAGAAGGCUACACCUUUAUCUGAAUACGGACUCGAUAAAACCUUUAUUUUUCUCAUCCUUCCCGGACAACUUUCUCUAUGACACUGAGAAAGGGCCACCGUGAAUUUAGGACGCCGCCAUUAAAUUACCGUCUUCCCUCACAUUUCCUUCCAUUGUGUGUAGUAUCGCUUCUGGCAUCCCUCAUCAGAAAUGUUAAUUUUUUCGGUUAUUCCGUUUAUACAUCGUGCACUCAGAGAAUGCGCUCUAUUGACGCUCUUGGUGGAACCUUCUGCAUUCGCCAUCUACUUAAAGUCUGGCCGCAUCUGCCUUGUCCCCUCCCAGGCUGUACUCGAAACUGACUGUGACCGAUAUCGUCUAGGUUCCUGUCGCCUCGAGACUAGUUUUCUAAUUGCCACUUUAACAUGAAUGGCCUCAUCCAGCAUAUGAAUUCUGCCUUGGUGGUGUCCGUUUCGAACAUUUUACACAAGACCACAUACAGUCCAAUCCUGCCUGACCCGCCUACUUACUUUUUAAUGAAAUCCGUUAUACAAUACCACAUACAGUCCGGCCCUGUCUGCUUUUUAUAUGUCAAGGAGCGAGAAUUUUUCUUCUCCUAUAAUGCUAAGCCAGUCAUGCUCAUUUUGUUUAUUUUAGGAGAAAAAACUCUCUCAUGAAAGGACAAAAGUGCGGGCAGGACGUACCUGCAUGUCGCAGUGCUUAAAGGAUUCUGCACGGAUAUCUUCGGGGCAGAAGUGUCAGCCUUGAGUGGUAAGCAUGCGUGUCAGACAGGCUUGCAUGCGGUAUUGUAUAAGGGAUUCAAAAUGGACAUCGUCAGGGCAGAAUUCGUACAUCGGAUGAGACUAUUCACGUUAAAGUGGCGAGACGAGAGGAACCCAGACGCGACCGGCCACAAUCCGCCUCGAGUCCAGCCGAGAAGGGCGCAAGGGAGAUGUGACGACACUACUAGUAGACGGGAAUACAUAGGGUUCCGCCGUGAGCGUCAACAGACCGCCUGAGGUCGAAAUGAGGAGAAGAUAUCGAAAACCGCGAAAAUCGUCGCUAUAGAGCGGAGAGAUAGCAUUAGAUUUCGUAAUUAAUUCAAAACAGGGGGCUGUAAAGGUUUUAAUUGAGGGCUUCCACUUGAUCUACCACUUAAUCUCAGGAGGACCCUUCUCGAAGUCAAGAAGGUGAGUGUUCGGAAAUGAGACGGUUAAAAGUGUCUUUAUGGUUUUCGGUGUAAUUUGGUUGCGUAAUUUCGAUUUCAAUGCCGAUAAUUUAGGCGAAAAUUUUAUUCUGAAUGAAGAUUAUUCAAAAAAGGCAUAUUUGGGAGCAAAAAUAGGGGGCGUUUAGAUGAGGUGCAAAGAGGCGGCGGAAUCGCCAUGGAGGAUUUGCGCGUGGCAUAAUAAUAAAAAUAAAGUUUGUUCAAGACCCAUGGGGUACGUUCACAAUAGGUAAGAAUAACUUUUUACAUGGAUUUUGGGAAAGGUAUACAGAAUCUAUACACUACUUAAUUCGUACCUAUUGAAUUAGUAGUCUGUUACGAAGAAGGUCGAGCGAGCAAUGAAAAGAACUUCUUACAAAUAAACAAAAUGGAUAUGACUGGAUUAACAUUACAUGAGAAGAAACUGUCGCUAAUGAAAUGAUAAGUAGUGGCAGGACCGGCCUCUAUGUGGCAUUGUAUAACGGAUUUCAUGAAAAUGUAAGUAGGCGGGUCAGGCAGGAUUGGACUGUAUGUGGUCUUGUGUAAAAUGUUCGAAACGGACACCACCAAGGCAGAAUUCAUAUGCUGGAUGAGGCCAUUCAUGUUAAAGUGGCAAUUAGAAAACUAGUCUCGAGGCGACAGGAACCUAGACGAUAUCGGUCACAGUCAGUUUCGAGUACAGCCUGGGAGGGGACAAGGCAGAUGCGGCCAGACUUUAAGUAGAUGGCGAAUGCAGAAGGUUCCACCAAGAGCGUCAAUAGAGCGCAUUCUCUGAGUGCACGAUGUAUAAACGGAAUAACCGAAAAAAUUAACAUUUCUGAUGAGGGAUGCCAGAAGCGAUACUACACACAAUGGAAGGAAAUGUGAGGGAAGACGGUAAUUUAAUGGCGGCGUCCUAAAUUCACGGUGGCCCUUUCUCAGUGUCAUAGAGAAAGUUGUCCGGGAAGGAUGAGAAAAAUAAAGGUUUUAUCGAGUCCGUAUUCAGAUAAAGGUGUAGCCUUCUCCUAAAAGUGCGUAGAUUACCUGAAGAUUUUAUAUUUAUUGGAAAGUUAAUCCAGAGGAAAGUAUUCCUGGAAGCGAAAAAGGAGAGCGCUUAGAGGUGGAGGAAGCGGGAGGAGGUAUAGUCAAGUAAGAAUUGAGAAGAUCGUAUGGGCGACCACUAGGGGUAAGUGCAGAAAUCCGAGGAAGAUUUGAAGUGUUACUAAUGCGAAAGAGGAGACAGAAGCCUGAAUCUAGUCUUCGAACCCAAAAAAUAGAAGGUUAAUUAGCUGGUAUCUAUCUCAGUAGGAGAUAUUUCGAUGUUCCCUGCCUAAAAGUAUUCUGGCAAAACGUCUUUGGAUAUUUUCCAUUUGAACGACUAGCCUCAUUCAUCAAACCAAAGAAUGGGUAACAAUACUCGAGAAUGGGAAGUACAAACAUACGAUUAAGUCUUAAUUUAAUUUCAGAAAUGUAGAAAUUGUAAGAAAUAAAGCCACAAAUUUGAGCGGCAUUGGCUGUAAUUCUGUCAGCCUGUGGCUAGAGAUCAAAAUUUUUGGUGUAGCUUAAACCUCAAUCUUUGAUGUUAGUACAUUUAAUCAUAUGUGUGCCUUGAAAGUCUAAUGUUUGGGGUAAAAUAUCAAGUCCAAAACACAUACAACGACAUUUAGACGGAGAAAAUUCCAUUAGCCAUUUUGAGCUCCAGGCCGAGAGUGCAAACAAGUCAGUAUGGAUUUGCUCCAGGCAUUGAAGGCUCGUAGAUUUACUGAAAGAAUAUACACAUUGGAGAUCAUCGGCGUAAAUAAGGGAUUGAAAAUGGUUAACUGCUUCCGAGAUAUCAUUUAUGUAAAGCAGGAACAAAAGAGGACCUAAGACGGUGCCUUGAAGGACAUCGCUUAUAAUAGGGCCUUCACUGGAAAGUGAAGAUCGUACUAAAACCUUUUGUUUACAAUUGGACAGGUAUGACCUGAUGAAGUCUAUUAGUGGACUUCGAAUUCCCUUAUCUUCCAAUUUAACCAAGAAUUUUUUAUGUGGUACUUUAUCAAAGGCUUUAAUAAGAUCAAAAUAAAUAAUGACAACCGAUAGAUGGUCAUUACGAAGAGAGGUAAGUAGAUUGAGAAACGACAAAUGACAUGUUUCACAAGAGCGAUCUGGCAAAAAACCAUGCUGGGAAGGGCUAAUAACUUGAUUGGCUAUGCAGAAGUCAGUAAUUUUUUAGGCAAAAAUUUUUUCAAAGGUUUUUACGAGAGAAGGUGUUUUAUGGACACCUCGACAGUUCCGAACGUCAGAACGACAGCCAGACUUAAAUACUGGAAUAAUAAUAGAAGUUUUCCAAUAGUCAGGAAAAAAGCCAUUUACGAUGAAUACUGAAAAGAGUUUGCUAUGGAGAGAAGGAAAAUCUCAGCUGUUUUUUAAGAAAGUUUGGGAUAUUGUCCGUACCUACUGAGUGAGAGUUUGGAAGAUGGCUUAUCAGUUCUUGAAUAAUUUCAGGCGAAAAAUUAAUGAUACUGAGAGAGGCAUCAGACAACGGAGGAAUUAAAGGGAUUGGCUCAGUUUCAAUAUUGAAAUGAAUGUAAAGUUUAUGCUUUGCCAGACUCCUUUGUAAUGAAGGUAUCGUUGGUACUUAGCAAAGGUGGGAUGACUUGGUGGGAUUUAGCAGAUGAUCUCUGGCAGGAGAACUGCGCAAUGGACUUAGAAACAUUCACGCCAUUAGUAGCUAAAGUCUCUCUACGCGUAUCUCGCGCGAGCCUCCUCUUCAAAGAUAAUUCAAAUAUUUCAACGAUUCUAAGAUGAACUGAUAAUGAGCUCACAGAACGAUCUUUAAGCUGCUUCCGUAGCUUUUUAAGUCUGUUUUUAAGAAUGUGUGAGACAGAGGUGGACGUGGCACUCGAUUUAAACGUCUUCCGUGGAAUUAGGUCGAGAAGACCUUCUGUUACGCAUUGUAAUAAAUUGAUGAAAAACUUAGAUCAUUAUUUGGAAGAAUACUGUGCUUAUCAAGAGUAGUUGAAAAGUUAUUUAAUACUCCCUUUUUAAAACUACUAAAGUCAAAAUACUACGUUGUACUGUUGGCUUUGCGGAAAUGGCAACUGGAAGGCGGCAAUGAAUUAAUGCAUGAUCACUUGCAAAAAAGUUCAUGAUAGAAAUCUAUAGAUAGAGGGAAGGUGCGAUUAUUAAAAAUUAAAUCUAAUACAUUAUCGUUUCUGGUCGAAGAUUGGACUAAUUGAGACAAGUUUGAAAAGUGAAUGGUGUCAAAAAGCUUCUGGAAUCUAGGAGAGAAAGUAUGUGUGUUUUUGUCAAUUUCUGGCAAAUUAAAAUCGCCUACGAUUAUCUUGACAUCGAAAGAAGUUUCUGCAAUCUUUCUCUAAGAGUUCACAAAGUUGGCUUUCAUUUCCGGAGGAACAAGGAGGAUUAUAUACACAUCCGACUAAGGCUUUCCUAUUUUGCGGAAGGAUUACCGAAGCAAAACAUAAAUUUCCAGAGAAGGAGGAAAUGUUCAAGUUAUAAGGCGAUUGUGCAAGUGAUGCUCUUAUGUAAAGAAGGCAUCCACCGCCGCGUCUGUCGGCACGGUCCUGGCGGUAUAAACUGAGGCUAUCUAUGUUAAGUGCCGAGUCUGAAAUUAGAGAAUGGGCCCAAGAUUCUGUAAUGCACAAUACGUCUGUGUCAAACUCAACAGCUACACUUCUUAGGUGUGCCAUCUUUUGCACGACAGAUCUUGCGUUGAGAGAGACAAUACUGAGCGUAUUCCUAAUAUGUAGGUUCCGCUCAUUGCUACUUAUAAAAAAGGGAGAGCUGGUGGUGGAAAAUUAAGCUGUUGGGAUGAAGCAAUUGGUGGAGGACAAAGUUGCUGGUGUCUAAAAUUUGUGGAGUAAUUACAACUAACUAGGUAUGCAGCACUGUCUGGAAAAACAUUUGAGCAGGACCCAGGAAGAGGAUAGCUAUUUUGUUGAUUUCGAAAAAUAGGAGGCAUGAAAAUAUGAUUUUGUGAAUUUUAUGCAUAAUAUGAGGCGUAGUUUAUGUUAGAUAGCGGACCUGAUGGUUUCGAGAAACAGAUUACAUCAGAAAAUGGCUUUAUUAUUUGGGGUGUCCGGCUAUCAAUGAGAUUGGAAAAAUUAUCGGCAACGCUAUACACUUGCAUUUUGCAGGCUGGUGUGUAAGUGGGCAUCACAACUGAGGUGUUUACGUUAAGUUGAGAAUUCGGGCUAGGAACAUGUAAAGAUCUCCCUGAAAUAUCAUCUGGCUUAUUUGAUUUAACCGCCAGGUCAGACCUGAGUGGCCAGGCGCGGGAACGGGACUGAUUCGACCCAGGUUUAUUAUUCAGGAACAGAAAAAUCUCGGCGUCCUGAUGACCCUCACGCUGAAACUACCAUGACGAUGCCCAAAGGCAGUCAAACGGGUUUUAUUUCAGCUGAGGCGAAGAUUUGUGCAGAUCGAUAAGUGGCUGUUCUGGAAAAUCUAAGGGGCAGUCGUUUUGCCUCGCUGAGAGUAUGCCACCCUAGCCUGACGACCAUGAUUCUAAAAGGGUUAUCAGGCGAGGGUCAAUAAUUUUGGUCAUCUGCCACGCGAAACCAGACUGGCUAAACUAAAUCUGCUUCCUCUCAGUAAAAGGCAAAUGCGCGACAACCUCACUCAAGUCUGCCGCACUGGCCGUGGCCGUGACUGCGCCCCAUACCUCGGCGACUUUUUCGAAUUGGCUGGGACAGAGUGUUUGUAUGGUCAUCCCCUAAACUGCAGAGGAAGUUGGUCCAUACAGACGUCCGACGGGGCGUCCUCUCACUGAGAAUAGUAGGAGCGUAAAACGGACUCCCUGAGGCGAUGGUUCUUUCCGAAACUGUCUAAUCAGUUAACUGCAAGCCAGGCACUACUUUGGUGAGAAAUUACUGCGCAGAUCACCACGAUUGUGCCAGCGGCGGCAGUUUGCGUUUGGCUUUUUUAACUUUUAAAUUUACGUAAGUACUGAUGUAACGAAUAGAUCCAUUGCUAUUUUCGGAUCUGAACGACAAGCUCAAGGGCGAGAGCAUCAUUCCAUUAGUAAGCUGACUUGAAAUGACUGAGAUCUAUCGAUGUAUUCGGCGGCAACCAGUAAUAUACUGCUUGUUGGCACAUGCUGCUAACCUGGGCGUGCUAAAAAAAAUCCAGUUGAUUUCGCCUUCACAGUAUCUUCAUGUGUUGCAAAUUUCAACAGUGUAUAUGCAGCGUAGUAUGCCUGAAAGUAUAACGUCAUGUAAUGUUCUCCUGAAUGUGCCAAUGGACCUGGAGCAACCGUGAAUCUACAAAAUACAUUCCAACCCACGGUAAUUCGCACACCAAUUCAGUCCAAACAUAUUUUGCAUGCCACCUACGUUUUCUUGUUACUGACUUCGUUAGAGUCCCGUUAGCAGCAAUAAUCUGCAAUCUCCCACACCGAUGCAGAAACCACACUUCAUUUAUUCCGCAAAUGGAACAUAUUGCUGUAUUCGCUAACCCCUCCGAAUCUCUUGGUUAAAACUUAAGCGAAAAACUUUCGCCUUCGGUAACAGACGUGACGUGUUAUUAAAUCACGCCUAAUAAAUUUGCACACUUGCUUUUUAAAUGUGUCUGUGCAAAAGUUGACUUUCCCCAACAUGACGAUUCUUUAAUUCAACAACUUCGACCUUGACAAGCCAACCUUUUAUUCACUCGUUGUAUAAAUUCGAGGCUGCUCACCCACUUAGUCCGACAUCGUCAAUUCAACAGGCAUGAGGGAGAUAGUUCAUAUACAGGCUGGUCAAUGUGGAAACCAGAUUGGCUCAAAAGUAACAUAAUUCGAUAACUUGCAUUUUUUAGUUUUGGGAAGUCAUUUCAGACGAACACGGUAUUGACCCCACUGGGUCCUAUGUCGGUGAUUCUAAUCUACAACUGGAGCGCAUCAAUGUUUACUACAAUGAAGCGACAGGCGGUCGAUAUGUUCCUAGGGCAGUCCUCCUAGACUUGGAACCGGGAACAAUGGAUAGCGUUAGAGCUGGACCUUUCGGUCAAUUAUUCAGGCCAGAUAAUUUUGUAUUCGGUCAAAGUGGCGCAGGAAAUAAUUGGGCAAAAGGUCACUACACCGAAGGUGCCGAAUUAAUCGAUUCGGUGCUGGACGUAGUUCGCAAAGAAUCAGAAGCUUGUGACUGUCUUCAAGGUUUCCAAUUGACUCACUCCCUUGGUGGUGGUACUGGUUCAGGAAUGGGCACGCUCUUGAUUUCGAAAAUCCGAGAGGAAUAUCCGGACCGAAUCAUGAGCACAUUCUCUGUCGUUCCAUCUCCGAAGGUGGGUAUGGAGUUCGUCGAGUAAAUUUUGAAUCCAUAUUUUAGGUUUCAGAUACCGUUGUUGAACCCUAUAAUGCUACACUAUCAGUCCAUCAGCUUGUUGAAAAUACAGACGAAACUUAUUGCAUUGACAACGAGGCUCUCUAUGACAUUUGCUUCAGAACACUCAAGCUCACGUCGCCCACAUAUGGCGACCUCAACCAUCUCGUCAGUGCGACAAUGUCUGGCGUCACCACUUGCCUUCGUUUUCCAGGCCAGCUAAACGCAGACCUCCGUAAACUGGCGGUUAAUAUGGUGCCAUUUCCACGCCUCCAUUUCUUCAUGCCCGGAUUUGCCCCACUUACAAGUCGCGGCAGCCAACAGUAUUGUUCUUUGACGGUUCCCGAGUUAACCCUACAAAUGUUUGACGCAAAGAACAUGAUGGCAGCCUGUGACCCACGCCACGGUCGGUAUCUGACUGUCGCUGCUAUUUUCCGCGGUCGCAUGUCAAUGAGGGAGGUUGAUGAACAGAUGAUGAACGUCCAAAACAAAAAUUCCAGCUACUUUGUGGAGUGGAUCCCGAAUAAUGUGAAGACUGCUGUUUGUGACAUCCCACCCCGCGGUCUUAAGAUGUCGUCCACCUUUAUUGGCAACAGCACGGCCAUCCAAGAGCUCUUCAAGCGCAUUGGGGAGCAAUUUACGGCUAUGUUCCGCAGGAAGGCAUUUUUGCACUGGUACACUGGUGAGGGUAUGGAUGAGAUGGAGUUCACGGAGGCCGAGUCAAAUAUGAACGAUCUCAUCAGCGAAUAUCAACAAUAUCAGGAAGCGAGUGUCGAUGAGGAGGAUGUUGAAGAAUAUGAUGUGGCGGAACAGUAA
Spirometra erinaceieuropaei is the source of this 10924-nucleotide messenger RNA. NCBI's taxonomy places the organism in Eukaryota, Metazoa, Platyhelminthes, Cestoda, Diphyllobothriidea, Diphyllobothriidae. The record is from the annotation of a GenBank genome assembly.